UGUUUGUUUGUUUGUUUUUGAGGGGGGAAGGGGCAGGAUUAUGUUUUGGACAGGCUCUUAUCCAGCCACCUUGUUCCUUGUGUCCUUCUUCCACUUCAGCUAUCCUUGGUCAGUGAAUAAUUUCCUGAUGACGGGUCCCAAGGCAUACCUCAUCUACUCCAGCAGCGUUGCGGCCGGCGCACAGAGUGGGAUUGAGGAAUGCAAGUUCCAGUUUGCUUGGGAUCGCUGGAACUGCCCAGAGAGAGCUUUGCAACUCUCCAGCCACGGAGGACUGCGUAGUGCAAACCGAGAAACAGCCUUUGUCCAUGCAAUCAGCUCCGCUGGAGUCAUGUACACACUGACACGCAAUUGCAGCCUGGGCGACUUUGACAAUUGUGGAUGCGAUGAUUCACGCAACGGGCAACUUGGAGGACAAGGAUGGCUGUGGGGAGGCUGCAGUGACAAUGUGGGCUUUGGGGAGGCCAUUUCAAAGCAGUUUGUGGACGCACUUGAGACAGGGCAGGACGCCAGAGCAGCGAUGAACCUGCAUAACAAUGAGGCAGGCAGAAAGGCCGUGAAAGGGACCAUGAAGAGGACCUGCAAAUGCCAUGGAGUAUCCGGCAGCUGCACCACGCAGACCUGCUGGCUGCAGCUGCCCGAGUUUCGAGAAGUAGGGACCUACCUGAAGGAGAAAUACCACAAAGGGCUGAAGGUCGACUUGCUCCAAGGGGCAGGCAACAGUGCCGCCAGCCGGGGGGCAAUUGCGGAAACCUUCAGCUCCAUCUCCAAGAAGGAGCUGGUCCAUCUGGAGGACUCCCCCGACUACUGCCUGGAGAACAAGACUCUGGGCUUGCUGGGGACGGAGGGCCGGGAGUGCCUGAAGAGGGGCAAGGCCUUGAGUAAGUGGGAGAAGCGUAGCUGCCAGCGUUUGUGCGGGGACUGUGGGCUGGCCGUGGAGGAGCGGCGAGCCGAGAUGGUGUCCAGCUGCAACUGCAAGUUCCACUGGUGCUGCGCCGUCCGGUGUGAGCAGUGCCGCAAGCGCGUCACCAAAUAUUACUGCGUGCGCAAGGAGAAGCGGGAACGUGGUGGGGGCAGCGCGGCCUCCCGCAAACUCAAGAGGAAGCAGUCCUAA
This is a messenger RNA of Zootoca vivipara (common lizard), 1111 nucleotides long. RefSeq names its product Wnt family member 8B (gene WNT8B). Gene Ontology annotation, biological process: cell fate commitment; multicellular organism development; neuron differentiation. Gene Ontology annotation, molecular function: frizzled binding; cytokine activity. The record is from RefSeq and is a predicted model, not a curated record. NCBI's taxonomy places the organism in Eukaryota, Metazoa, Chordata, Lepidosauria, Squamata, Lacertidae. Gene Ontology annotation, cellular component: extracellular region.